AUGCCAGACUACGACGAAGAUAUGCUCCCUCCGCCCGCCUCAGGCUCUCAGCAGGAUCGCACCUGGGGCGGUAACAAUGCUUUUCACAACUUCUUUAACGACUUUUCUCAUAUCUCUGACCCAAAUCUUCGCCGCCGUCUUGCUUUGUCUGAGAUCGACAAAGUCCCUUUUGGUGCAUACCACGUUCGCGCUGUUCUAGUUGCAGGCGUUGGUUUCUUCCUGGAUUCUUACGACAUAUUUGCCAUCAACCUUAUCACCAUCCUCCUCGGUGUUGUAUUUUGGGGAGAUAAAAAUCCUCAAAACGGUUUCAGUGGCAAUGACGGAUACCUUCCUGACCGAGUCAACCAGGCUUUCAAAGCCUCCACGAGCGCAGGAAUCGUAGUGGGUAUGAUCGUCUUCGGAUGGCUAGCAGAUGGUUUUGGUCGGCGACGUAUGUAUGGUGUUGAACUGGGUAUUAUUAUCCUAGCAACACUUUGCUGUGCUCUUAUCUCCUCCAGUCCGGCGAUGGGAUCGACUGGACUGCUAAUAUUCUGGCGCAUCAUUAUGGGUAUUGGCAUCGGCGGAGAUUAUCCUCUUUCAAGUGUUAUUACAUCUGAGUUCGCACCAACGAGGUGGCGUGGCGCCAUGGUUGCUGCUGUAUUCUCUAUGCAGGGACUCGGGCAAUUGGCGGCUGCUAUUGUUGCUUUGAUCACCACUGUUGCAUUCAAGGACGCUUUUAAUGGUGCUGCAGACGAGAGUCAAUGCGGAUACGAUUGUCGAUUGGCUGCUGACCGAGCAUGGCGAAUUAUCGUCGGCGUGGGUGCCAUUCCUGCCUGCUUUGCCCUCUAUUAUCGUAUAACAUUACCGGAAACACCUCGAUACACAUUCGAUGUUGAACACGACAUUGAGAAGGCUGACGCCGACAUCAAAGCCUAUGUGGCCAGCAAAUCCAAGGGCUCUUUCGAUGUUGUUCAUCAGGUCAAGACCAAGCGCAUAGCUGGGCGCAACCUUAAUGUCCCUCGCGCGUCUUGGUCUGAUCUUAUCUCUUUCUUCCGACAAUGGACCAAUUUCAAGAUGCUGCUGGGCACAACUCUGUCUUGGUUCUUUCUGGAUCUUGCGUUCUAUGGCCUGGGCCUGAAUAACAUCUUUGUCCUCCAGGCAGUGGGCUAUGGUGCUGGCAACACACUUUUCGAGAAGCUUCAUAACCAAUCGGUGGGAAUGAUCAUUCUGACUUGUGCCGGCUCACUCCCUGGCUACUGGACUGCCAUUCUUACCGUUGAUACCUUUGGCCGCAAGCUAUUACAGAUCAUUGGCUUUCUCCUACUUACCAUCCUAUUCUGUGUGCUCGGAUUCGCAUACAAUAACCUAUCACAGGGAGGCUUACUUGCGCUAUACAUCAUCGGCCAGUUUCUCUUCAACGCUGGGCCGAAUACGACCACUUUCAUCGUUCCUGGCGAAUGCUUUCCCACUCGAUAUCGAUCGACCGGCCAUGGCAUUUCAGCUGCUAUGGGUAAAAUUGGCGCUAUAGUGGCUCAGGGUAUCAGCAUCCCUAUGGUACGCCAAGGAGCACUUGAAGGGUGUCAAGGUACUGAAUGCACACCAAACAUGCAUCGUUUGCUUCAGCUCUUUGCCCUUUUCAUGCUGUUCGGUACUUUUGUCUCGUUGUUAAUUCCGGAAACUAAGGGCAUGACGUUGGAGGAGCUCUCUGGGGAACCCCGAACAAGCUACAACUCAGGAUGCAAUGGUAGUAUAAGUCUCGGGUCACCAAAGCUUAGGGCAUGGAACCCUUUCCACGGAGGUCAGCCUGCAGGAUUCUCGUAUCCCAGAUCCAGAAUGAGACAGUUCCGAAAUAGCGAUCGUGUGGGCAUCAUGACAUCGCCGGAGCUUAUGGCCGAAACAUCCCGACUCCGAAAAUCCCGUCUCUGGAGGAGACACCGUAAGGCCAAGUCGAGCAGUGGUACGGAUAUUGCUUUGAGUACUCGAAGUUCCGGUACAGCAGACGACGAAAUCUUCCCAGCAGGUGCCCCUGCGCCUAUAUCGACUAGUCCUCCUCCGCCGCCACCGCCAAGUUGGGGGGCUGGUUGGGGACGGAUAGACAGGGGAGGACCCCCUCCGUUGUUGAAUUCUGUUCAGUUGCAGGAUGUUGGCAGCCUGCUUACAAAAUGA
Molecule: messenger RNA, 2145 nt
Organism: Fusarium sp. VM40
Lineage: Eukaryota; Fungi; Ascomycota; Sordariomycetes; Hypocreales; Nectriaceae
Source: the annotation of a GenBank genome assembly